Messenger RNA from Nematolebias whitei (Rio pearlfish), 782 nucleotides. It is a transcript of the gene elovl6, whose product is annotated as ELOVL fatty acid elongase 6. The record is from RefSeq and is a predicted model, not a curated record. Gene Ontology annotation, molecular function: fatty acid elongase activity. Lineage: Eukaryota; Metazoa; Chordata; Actinopteri; Cyprinodontiformes; Rivulidae. Gene Ontology annotation, biological process: fatty acid elongation, monounsaturated fatty acid; fatty acid elongation, saturated fatty acid; fatty acid elongation, polyunsaturated fatty acid. Bases 1 to 759 code for a protein of 252 amino acids. Gene Ontology annotation, cellular component: endoplasmic reticulum membrane. The transcript is spliced from 4 exons.
AUGGCCGUGUCGAACACGAAGCUCCUCAGGACGAAGAAGUCCUUUCUGUACUCUGCUCUCUACGCUGCCUGCAUCUUGGGGGGCCGCCAUGUCAUGAAACAAAGGGAGAAGUUCGAGUUGAGGAAACCACUGGUGCUCUGGUCCCUCACGCUCGCUGUAUUCAGUAUAUUUGGUGCCAUCCGAACCGGGAGCUACAUGACGUUCGUCCUGAUGAGCAAAGGGCUGAAACAGUCCGUCUGUGACCAAGGCUUCUACAACGGGCCCGUCAGCAAGUUCUGGGCUUACGCUUUUGUUCUGAGUAAAGCACCUGAGCUGGGCGACACUCUUUUCAUCGUCCUGAGGAAACAGAAGCUCAUCUUCCUCCACUGGUACCACCACAUCACCGUGCUGCUCUACUCCUGGUACUCCUACAAGGACAUGGUGGCUGGCGGCGGCUGGUUCAUGACCAUGAACUACUUGGUCCACGCAGUCAUGUACUCGUACUACGCUCUGCGGGCGGCCGGCUUCAAAGUGUCGCGCAAGUUCGCCAUGUUCAUCACGCUGACCCAGAUCACCCAGAUGCUGAUGGGCUGUGUGGUCAACUACCUGGUGUACUCGUGGAUGCAGCAGGGCCAGGAGUGUCCAUCCCACAUGCAGAACAUCGUGUGGUCCUCCCUCAUGUACCUCAGCUAUUUUGUGCUUUUUGUCCAGUUCUUCUUUGAAGCCUACAUUGGAAAGUCCAAAUCACCUGGAACAGCUGUCAGCAAGAAAAGUGAUUAAAGAAAAACCAAAAGUAUGGGGGU